AGCUGUUUAUCGAUUUGGUGCCACAUGAAUCCAAGUUGUUGCCGACUGACGUUGCUUCACGCUGGACGCAGCCGAUCCCGGAACCUUUGGAGAAGCUCUCACGGCCGGAGGGAAGGAGUUGUCGGAGCGACGAGAAAGCGGUGCUGGACAGUCUUUUCACUGAAGAAUGGAUGGUGGGACUGAAGAUGGCCACAUUAAGAAGCGGUUUGUAACCGAGGCUGAAUUAGAGGAAAGGCGCAAAGUGAGACAGGAAGAAUGGGAAAAGGUUCGAAAGCCUGAUGAUCCUGAAGAAUGCCCUGAAGAGGUUUAUGAUCCUCGAUCAUUGUAUGAAAGGCUUCAAGAACAGAAAGAGAAGAAACAGUCAGAAUUUGAGGAGCAGUUUAAAUUUAAAAAUAUGGUGAGAGGCCUCGAUGAGGAUGAAACAAACUACCUUGAUGAAGUAUCCCGGCAACGUUUGCUCCUGGAGAAACAACGGAGAGAUGAAGACAAUAAAGAGCUGAAAGAAUACAGAAGUGCCUGCACAAGACUAACAGAAAAUGUUGAAUCCAGAAAAGACACUGAAAGGAAAAUGACUGCUAAACCAGCAGAGAAUAAGCACAAGUUCUCUCAAGCACAGCUGUUAGCUGGAGCUGUAAAACGCAAAAGCUCAACAAGCUCUGAAACAGUCAAAAAGCAGAAGGUGGAUAUUGUCGAAGGAAGUGGGCAAGAUGAUGAAGUCUCUUGUGACCAAACACAGUUUUUCCCAGCUGGUGUGAGAAUCGAACAUCCUUCAGCCUCUGUGUGCGUUGGGAUACUACCAGGCCUUGGCGCUUACUCAGGGAGCAGUGACUCAGACGCAGAGUCCAGCUCUGACAGUGAUAUUAUCAUUAACACUGGAGGACGAAUCAUAUCUUCAGUCUUUCGAUCCCAUCCCUUUCCUGAAAGCCCGUGAAAUGCAGUGUUUGCGGGAACAAUGUUAUUUGUAUAGAAGUGGAUUGUAAUACAAAGUUCCCUAUGUAAAAUGGUAAUUUUUGUUUGGACCGCUAAAUCUUUGGCAAUCGUGUAAAAUACAAAAUUUUGUGUCCCUGUUUCAGAACUUGACUACAUAUUGCAGAGUACAUCACAGACUAAAGUGACUUGGGAUUUGUGUCCAAAGACUAGAUACAUUGUUGAAUGGAUCAACAUUUUAAAUGUGAAUAAUUGUUUUUACACUAGGGUGUAUUGUAAAAAAAAGACUUGCAAGUUAAGGCAGUGGAAAAACUAACAAUGUAUAUCCAUGAAUAGGCCAGCUUACUUUGGAGGUUUUGGGCCAUUUAAGAAUUAAAUAAAUUCUCUGUUACUUCUGAAU
Messenger RNA from Mobula hypostoma (lesser devil ray), 1327 nucleotides. It is a transcript of the gene psme3ip1, whose product is annotated as proteasome activator subunit 3 interacting protein 1. Lineage: Eukaryota; Metazoa; Chordata; Chondrichthyes; Myliobatiformes; Myliobatidae. Gene Ontology annotation, cellular component: nucleus. The record is from RefSeq and is a predicted model, not a curated record. The coding region runs from base 167 to 931 and encodes 254 amino acids. The transcript is spliced from 7 exons.